AGAUCUUAAAUGGUGGUCAAAUAAUCAUGGCGUGAAUAUGGCAAUGAACUGGCCUGCAUUUAUUGAAUAUACUGAAGAAUUCCGAGAUAUAGCGAAAGGUAGCAAAUCAAAAGAAGCUCUUCCAGCAGCACCAAUAAUGCUCAUCAAUCAACGACCUGUAGCUGAGGAUGUGCAUGAGUAUCAAACAACAAAUAGUCUCAAGAAGAAUACAUCGAACAAAUCUAGUGGAAAAACCGUUCAACAGCAACAAGAAUCAUCCACAGUUACAACAACCGUUGGAAGUAACAAAAGCGCUGGUGCAAAUGCAACGGCGGCGGCAGCUUCUAGUAAUCGUAAUUCAGGCGUAACUAAUGGUAAUGGCAAAGCCGAUCCCAAUCCAUUUGAAGAGGAAGAGGAAUGGGAUGAUACUGAUAAUGUUUUGGUUGAUAAUGGUGAACCAGGUGUGCCUGUAAAAGCUCUAUAUGACUAUGAAGGCGCUGAAAGUGAUGAACUAUCGUUUAAACAAGGUGAUAUUUUCGAAAAACUCGAGGAUGAAGAUGAACAAGGUUGGUGCAAAGGGCGUAUGAAUGGUCGUGUCGGUUUAUAUCCAGCUAACUAUGUGGAACCAAUGAGUACGUAAGAAAAUAUGGUCGAAACUUGCAAAAAAAUAUAAAUGUGAGAACAUCAAGAACAACACCAACCACUAUAAGCUGCAGCAUUUAAUUUCAACAAUAAUUUAUAAACUAAAAAAUAAAGCAAAUGUAACAAAAGCAAAAGCUAUAAUUUUAAAAAAAUAGCUUAAAAUACAAUAUUAUUUUUAUUUUCUUAAGUAUUUAUAGAAUAAAAAUCUGAAGCAAAAACCAAACCGAAUUAUUGACAAACAAUUUCUGAGCCUCUAAAGUGUUGAAAGCAGAGAAUUGUUGCAUAAAUAAAAUAUAUAUAUAAUAUAAAAAGAAAAAAUUAAACUGAAAACCAAAAUUUUUA
Molecule: messenger RNA, 963 nt
Organism: Teleopsis dalmanni
Lineage: Eukaryota; Metazoa; Arthropoda; Insecta; Diptera; Diopsidae
Product: antigen EM13-like
Exons: 5
Coding region: 38-619 (193 amino acids)
Molecular function (GO): protein binding
Source: RefSeq, a predicted model, not a curated record